Mya arenaria is the source of this 4440-nucleotide messenger RNA. RefSeq lists its product as uncharacterized. Lineage: Eukaryota; Metazoa; Mollusca; Bivalvia; Myida; Myidae. Gene Ontology annotation, molecular function: protein binding. The record is from RefSeq and is a predicted model, not a curated record. Bases 233 to 2809 code for a protein of 858 amino acids. The transcript is spliced from 18 exons.
GAUACGUUCACUCGUCAUCUAUCCUUUACAUAAUUUAGUUGCUGUAAAUGAGAUUCGCCAUUAAUUAUUGUUAAGAAGCGAUUUCUGGCGUGGUUUUACCAACUAUUUAUUUAAACUUAAAUAACAGUGUUAAGAGUUUGAUUUAUCUUGUGUUUCAACAUUCAAGUUUGUUAAGUCGUUGAAAAUACAUCCUCAUUUUAAAGUGUGGUAUUCGGAUGAUUCAUUUUACAAUAUGAAUAAACACGGAAGUUUUGGGAUAUUUAUGAUUUUAGUUAUAACAGGAAUAGUGCAAAGCUGUCCCAGUGUUUAUCCAGUUUUCUUUCGACGUCCUGGAAGCCAGGUGGAAAUAAAACUUACAACAACUAUAGACACAAAUAGCUUAAGAACCUAUCAGAUUUCAAAUGGGGACACACUUUACGUCUCAAUAACAUUUUUUAGAGGAAUUAUUGCCGACGAAACGGAGGUAAAUUGUCCUAAGGCUAAUUGUGAGUUAUCUGGGAAUGUCGAUAACGGAAACUUUCUCAUUACCCUAUUGGAUUUACAGGCAGCAGCAGCAGGAACAUUCCAGUUAAGGGAAAUCAACAAUAACGUUGUAAUAUCAUGCUCAUCGUUAUUCAUUCUCGGGCCACCAACUCCUCCUACCGUUUUAUCAAACAAAGAUCCUUCCGUCGGGGCGAGUGUCAUUGUUACUUGCAGAAGUGCAUCUACAACCACACCAUCCAACCAUGGGCUUCGAUUGUCGUUCAACUGGACAAUUUUCGGUCAGACAAACCCUGCCGACCCGCGUUACGCGUACUCUGCAUCAAGACACCAACUCACUAUUUCUAAUGUGCGGAAGACGGACAGCUUCAUUGUCAUGAAAUGUUCGGCCACGGAAGAUGUAAUCGAUGGAUAUACCUCUGAAAGUGAUCCGUUCGCGCUCAAUGUAGUUUAUGGACCGAAUUCUUCAAUGAUAAAUGUCACAUCACCAUUUACUGUAACUGAAGGUUUUAUGACUACAGACAUAGCUUGCACGUCUGACUGCUGGCCUAGAUGUAUCAACAAGUGGUACAAUGACACUACCAAUGUCAUUAUUACAAAAACAGGCACAAUGUCUUUGGGUAAACCCCAAAGAAGUCAAACUGGAAAUUAUACUUGCGUAGCUGAGAAUAUCGAUGCAGAAUACAACAAACGCACCAGUACCACGUUAGGAAUAAUAGUACAUUAUCCUCCUGAAGUUCAUGUUGACUCGAAGAACGCAUCAUCAGAUGACAAAGUCGCCAUUCUCAAGUGCAUUGCAAAAGGUGUACCUGACCAUUACACCUAUAACAACUGGGAACAGCGGUGGAUAGGCUCAAACUUAGUGAGGAACUGGCCAUCUAAAGGUUUACCUAGCUUGAUUCUUGAAGAUCUUACAUAUGAACAUUCAGGAGUUUAUACGUGCUCAGCAAGUAACGGCGUUCCUAGGUUUCCAAAUAGAAUUAACAAUACGGAAUCAUCAGCUUACAUCUUCAUUAAAGAUGUGCCUGUGGUUUUGUCACCUACUUUAUCAAAAGAAGAAAUACUUGUCGUUCUUAGUAAACUUGGCGAUACAAUAUAUGUAAACAUAACGGUAUUUUCCAACGUUGGUGGCUUUGAGGCUUCUGUAGAAAGAACUUAUGGCAGUUUCCAUCCAAAUACAAUUAGCUCAGUGAUAUCAGAGAAAAAAGUGAUGCUUCCAGUGUUUGGUACAUUGAUUGAAGAAGAUGGCUAUUCUGUUGAUAUUGUCAUAAUCACGGAAAAUGAACAAGAUUUUUCCUAUUACACAGUACGAAUCAAAAAUGAUUUCAAGCAAACAACGCUUCUCAUUGAUGUUAGAGCUGAAGGUCCUCCGACAAUUCCUACUCAAUUCACAGUCAGCAAAAUCACUCAGAAUGCGAUCGAAACGUCAUGGUUUGCGGAGUUUAACGGAGGAUUUCGACAAACCUUUGUUAUACAGAUAAGCAUUGAUGAACAUCACUGGAGCAACGCAUCGAUUCGAAUUGAAGACAUCGAUACGCUAAGCAAAAUAUACAGGCAUACAAUAAACAAUCUUGACCACUCAACAAAGUAUUUUCUUCGAUUAUAUGCCUUUAAUGAGCUAGGUACGAGUGGUUUUACUAGUGCUUUACAAGCCACGACCAUUGACACUCAAGAAAUGCAAGCGUUGGAUCAAGGCCUGAGUUCACCUGGGAGAAGCAUCCCAGUCCGCAUAACAAAUGAAUGUACGGAACAUGUUCUACCACAGUUAUACCAUGAAUCUAGUUCAACGGGAACAGUGACUAGUGGGGUAUUUGGUGGAGUUGUUGGUGGAGUUGUUGCUCUAGCUGUCGUUGUUGUAGCUGUUUUAAUAAUUUCCAGAAAAUAUCGGAUUUCUUGUUUGAAACCCUCAGACAGUGAAAGAAAUACCAAAAUCCAAUCAAAUCCAGUGUUUGAGACUCAGACAGCCUCACCUUACGAACAUCUGAAUACCAGAGAGAAAACGGAAUACACAGAAAUAGGCAUGACUGCUGUUGGACAAUCUGGUGUUGGCAGUCCCAACAACGAAACCUCCUCUUAUGAGCGUCUUCACACCAGAGAAAAUGCCGCCUUUACAGAGCUGGGAGUUUCUCCUCCAGAAAGUCAGACUCAAUUUGAGAGUCAACAGACAGAUUCGCAUACAGCAAGCAGUAAUUAUGAAGUUCCAGACAACCAAGAACCUUCAAAGGAACCAAAAGAUUACGGAAAUGGAACAAACCCGAAGAAAACGCAAGCCAGUACGUAUACAGCGCCGUUGGAACAUCAGUAUACAGCCCUUGGUGCGAAGAGGUAGAAGAUACAGUUAUUUGUGACUUCUAUAGAAGCAUUUGCAUUGCUCCACGAACAUGUUGCUGAUCUGAUUCUUUUUACUAAUGUAUACAAGAAAAACAGAAAAUAACAAUAUUCAACAUAAUGUUACAAGAAAGGUUGGCUUGUGAAUUAUAUUUUUGGAAUAAACAUUUGCAUGUGCACUUAUGGGAGUAGAUAAUUCAUAAUACAGUGCUUGUGAACGUUAUGAGUAAACGUUACAUGUACAUUUGACUGUGAAUUGUAACCCCAAUAUGUAUUAAAAUAUACUGUGAUGUAUCGUUGCAUGUGUGAUAUGACUGUUGCUGUUUUGUACGCUUUGUGUAUUUUGUUAGGUGUCUGUAAAGCUAUCGAAUUGCGCUUUCACAAUUGUCUUUGAAAGUUACGCUAUUUGGCUUGACCCUGUAAUUUCGAUUAUACUGUUAUAUAUUUGCGAACAUGCCUGUAAGCAGGGCAGAGUCAGACGCCAUUCCUGCUGUAAAUAUAUCUUACCUUAGAAAUACAUUGAAUUUGUACAAUUUACCAAAUUUUUCAAAGGAAAUCGACUUUGAACAUACUAAAGAAAUGGUCGUACUUGUGUUUAAUAUAUGAAAGAGACAAUUAUUAGUAAUGUAACUCGGGCGAUGAUUGUUUUGCAGUCGAACAAUGUUGAAAAGUGCCGUUCAUACUGAAAGUGCUAUAAAACAUAACUAUAAAUUCACAAGACUAAAUACGUUAAGUGCCUCUCACCAUCACCAUCAUCCAUCCAUCAAAAUGUAAUUCACGAAAAGGUUUACUUUUGUAGUUUACUAUCGAGCGCAUACAUUUGCUAAUCUAGUAAGUAAAUCAAAAUAAACUUUUACAAGCAUAGAAACAUUUUUAAAGCAUGAUUACUAAAUUAACACUCAAACUCAGAACCGACUCAUUUUAGAUCUAAACCAUUUAAGUCACAAAAAUCAAAUAAAUCAUGUUCAUCCUAUGUGUACUCUUUUUAAGGGCAUUUUUUCUAAUGGCAAUAUUAGAUUAUUUUGUAUAAAUAAGAAAUGGAUUUGUAUUUCCUUUUCUAAAAACUAAUUUUAGUUGAGUGACAAACAGUUCUUUCAAAUAAUAAGUAUUGUUUUGUUUUGUUUUUUAGUCUAUUUUUACCUAUUUUAAGCAAUACAUUAUUUGAAAUCGAUAUAACUUUUUAAAAAUAAUAUAACGGUAUCUACCCUGGAAAAAAAUGUUUAUACAUAUACUUUAAUUCGUGAGCCAAUUGUGCGUGUUAAUAAAACCGUAAUAUGCUAAAGUGUUGUACUUGUUUCACAGCAAAUAUUUGUCUCAGUCUAUAGUAUUUGCAAACUUUGAGAACCACAUUAAUUUUUAAGUUGUUAAUUUCAAAAACAUUUAUUUCUUUCAUAACACAAUAUUAUCCCAAAUAGCAUGUAUGAAAACAUCCCUUUGUUCGGUGUUGAUAUCUUUUUAUGGACAUUUAAUACUCAUUAUUACUGCUCAUUAUUUUUAUAAAUUACACAUUUGCCUUCCAUCACCCCAGUAGCGUGCUAGUCUACUAAAGUUAUAUUACUUUCAAUGUAAUUUUUCUUUAUCUAUUUAUUUAUCCAACCUUUUGUAACGGACAAUUUGUUUUGGCAUUCAUUU